Messenger RNA from Drosophila hydei, 366 nucleotides. Its product is annotated as larval cuticle protein 2-like. Gene Ontology annotation, cellular component: chitin-based extracellular matrix. Bases 1 to 366 code for a protein of 121 amino acids. Gene Ontology annotation, molecular function: structural constituent of chitin-based larval cuticle. NCBI's taxonomy places the organism in Eukaryota, Metazoa, Arthropoda, Insecta, Diptera, Drosophilidae. The record is from RefSeq and is a predicted model, not a curated record. The transcript is spliced from 2 exons.
AUGUUCAAACUUGUGUUGAUCUGCGCUGUUAUCGCCAUGGCUGUCGCCUUGCCAGUCAGCGAUGAGUCGAAAGCUGAAACCGUGAACCGCAAGGACGAUGUGCGCGCAGAUGGAUUUGACGCUUUAUUGGAGACCAGCAACGGCAUCAAGCGCGAAGACAGCGGCGAUGAGCACGGCAACAUCCAUGGCAGCUACACCUACACUUCGCCUGACGGUGAGGUGAUCGAAGUCAAGUAUGUGGCUAAUGAGAACGGAUAUCAGCCCAGCAGCGCCAGUCUGCCCGUUGCACCCCCAAUCCCAGAAGCCAUCCAGCGUUCUCUGGAAUAUAUUGCUGCCCACCCACCCGUACCUGACCACAAGAAAUAA